CGACGCGACUAGCCAGCCCGGACGCGCUCCUGAGCAAGCAAUGAAACCAGGCGUGUGCGUGCCACUCACUGCACUCACUGCCAGCCUCUUUCAAUUCGCCCACCCCAGCGUCAGGAUCUUAUCUACACCUCAACCUUCAACCCACCAUCCCUCCAAUUACACGAUAUCGUCACGUCGCCGCCGCCCUCACCUCGUCACCGCCGUCAAUCGCUUGAGUUGAGUUGAGUGACCUUCUGGAGGAGCAGCACGAAGCUGCCGACGUGACACCCAUGGCGACUCCGACCAAUUCCUCCUGGUCCGCGCCGCCGCAGCCUCCGGCCGGCCAGUCUGCUAGAGGCGACGAAUCGGGCCUGCAGGUCAGGCCUAUGGGAUUGAAAGUACAUUAUACUUUUGACCGAGAAGGCCAGAUUCACUGCCUUGCCCGGUGGCCCCAGAUCCUGCACAUCCAGACCGCACCCCUCGACGACAGGAACACAAUUGGCGUGGUAGACCUCCGCACAUGCCUGCAGGCCGUGGCGCAAUGCAGUCCCGAGAUCGUGAACCAGCAAGACACCGACUACAGCGUUUAUGCCUACGACUACUCCGAGCCUAACAUGCCACUGGUUGGGCAGGGCAUGCUCUCAUGGUGUAUGAACCAGAAUAACGACCAGCAGCAGCAGCAAGCACAGCAACAGCUCGUGACGGGCCGCGUGACUAGGAGUGUUCUGACUAUUAUGAGUAAUGGCAGCCGCGAAACCCUGGAAGUGCGCCUGAAGAUGACCUCGGUUGCAAAGACGCAGCAAAUGCAGCAGCGGGCCGAAUUUUCCGGCCUCGACCAGACAAACCAUGUGAAGGCUGGGACCCCGACCGACACUGCUUCCGAAUGGGAAUCAUUCAUCCAGUCCAACCCAAUGCUGGGCCAUUCGGCAAAUGUGGCAUCGAUGCCCUCGCCAGCCCUUCCCCCUGCUCAGAUGAGCAACUUCAACCACUCAAUGUCCGACAAUAGGUACAUGGAUACGAGGACCGAGAGCGCUCCCCCUCAGCUGAAUCGGCCCGGUGGCAUCCCGCCGGCCGCCAGCAUGCCGCAGUCCGUCAUGCCGCAUGCGAACAUGGGCCCGACACCUCGGUACAAUUCUCCAAGACCAUUCUUUAGUGAUAACGCGCCAUCCUCUUCGGGCCCCCAGCCGCCCAUGGAACCCGUGCCGGAAAAGCCUCGGCCUUCACGGCCCACUUCGAGGGCGUCUCGUAGUAGGGCUCCGACUGGGCGUCCAAGGGGUCGACCGCGCAAGAAGCCCCUCGAGACCGGCAACACCUCUGCCACCGAGGAAGCCACAGACGGUGAUGAGGGUCCCCAGAAAAAGAGGGCCAAGACCAUCAAGACCGAGUACAGCGCAAUUACACCAUUCGGCUCGGCGCCGGAUUCCUUGAGGGUGGCCGCGAGCACUUCUGGAUCCUUGCGCAACAUGCGACCUGUCGGCGCUGUUGGCGAUGGCCCUGCUGCGAAUCGCCUCCAAGACAUCCCUCGUGCCCCGACUCCGAUCCCGGACGGCCCGCUGAUGCAGAAGCAGCAAAAGAGGAGACUGCUCGACAUAAAAUCGAGGUCGGACUCUGUGAUCGAAGUUGAUGGUGUCCCGCUGUACCAGUCGACAUCUGGUCAGACGUCAAUGUCCAGGAGCUUUAGCCAGGAUGCGCAGUCUCCAGCGGAGUCCAAUGCUCCAUCGCCGGACCGGUCGUACACGCCUGCAGAUAGCCCUGCUGACCUGGGAUCAUCGCCUCCCGUUCCUCGGACCGGUGCCUACAUGCAUUCCAGCCCUUUGGCUUCGAGCCCCGUUCUUCCGACUAUGCCCCUGUCGCAGGUUGAUUCUGGAUUCAUGAGUGGAGGCAUUGACAAUCUUUUUGAUGACGACGAUCUCAUGCGAGAUUUCCCACAGGGUCAGAUGCAAGAGCUGCCUGGGCCAAUGCAGGAUCCAGUCUCAGCUACCCUGCCGCCGACGAGCAAGCCCACCAACCGGAAAGAAAAUCUCGCCGAACCACAACAGCCCACAAAAUUUCCAUUCCGGGAGGAAAACCCAGGACCCCCUGAGCUGCUGCCCAUAACAAGCAUCUUCAAUCCGGCGGGGAAGGUUAAAACGCUGAAUAGACCGCCUAUUUCGGUUUCGGCUCCGCCGCCCGCCGCGAAGAAGAAUAACAGACCACUCAAAAGAUCUCAUACUGCGCCUAAUCCCAAGACGCUAGAAAAAGACACAGAACCGGAGUCCCAGCAACCACAGGAGCCACAGGAGCUACAGCAGCCACAACCACCAGAGCAGUCCGAACAUCCCGAUCACCAGCCAGAGCUGCCACACCUGCCACAGCCGGAUGUUCAACCAGAAGUCAUCCACCAAGAGGCGGCUGGCCCCAAAGACCUCUCUGACAGUGAAAUCUCACUGCUGCUUGUACAGACAAUUCAGCAGGAGCAGGCCAAGGAACGAGUUCUGCCCUCCAACUCCGCGUCAGCCCAAGGUUCUGAGGACGAAGAUGCUCAGAUUGCUCUGCUAGCCGCCAUCCAAGAAGACGGCGAUGACACCAUACUGCCUACUAUAGAGCCGCCGGCAGGAGAUAUCACCUUGUCACUGCCAGCCCCGCCGACCUCGCGACCUUCUUCAAGAGGUGCUCCACUGCCCCCGCCUGACACUGCAACCAAUGCUGCUGCAGAGACGACAACUCGGGGUCGGGAACCUGUGUCUGAGUCCUCUUGCCUGAUUAGCGACGCAGAUUCGGGCCGAUAUAACAAGAACCAGGUAAAAAAGUACGCGAUUAAGGAGCGGCUUAUUACCGCAAUAGAGAAGGGAGAGAUGCCUCCCUUCUGCAACAACUGCGGUGCCAUCGAGACCCCGACAUGGCGAAAAAUCUGGACACAAGAGCACAAGGGAGUUCCGGGCUUUCAUGAAUUCUCGGAUAAAGCGGGAUAUGUGACCAUGAUCGACGUGAUGCAGCGUGGCCCGGACGGAAAACCAACAAUGUACAAACUUGUGAAGAAGAAUCUUGGCCCUAGGGAUGACAAGAAACUUUGGACCGAGUCUCUUCUCUGCAAUCCUUGCGGUAUCUGGCUCGCAAAGUUCAAGACUCACCGACCGUCAGACAGAUGGGACAAAGACGCUGCGCGCCUCAACCAGCCUCGCAGGAAGCGCGAGGCAAAGGGGGGCAAUUCGAAGUCCAAGAAGGCGCGCACCAAGAGCGACUCCCAGAUGAACCCGACUUCGGAAGCGUACUUUACGACAGACCCGAUUGGUCCAGCAGAUCCAGAAUCGCCAAAAGACAUCAGCUAUGAAAACGAAGCAGAAUCGAGACAGCAGAGUAUGGCUGCCAGAGAAGACGACGAACAGAACCAGAGUCCGGAUUGCAUGAUUUUAAACUCGCGGGGCUCCCAAAGGCAGCGCGGGCCGGGAUCGACUCACUCGAGGGGUAGCGGAACUGCGGACAGCCCUAUCGCGGUCGAGGACGAUCUCGGGACCACCCGAAGGCUACUAUUUCCAUCACCAAGAAAAGAUGGAUUGCCCAAGGUCCUUGGGGAGCUUGCAGUUAACGUCGUGCAAACCACCACAAAUUCGCAGGAGCAAAAGUCCGCAAGCGCGGGUAAGGAGAAUAUAAGAUCGGAACCAAAGUGUCCCGGUACGCCAGUCCACGACGACCACAACGACCAUGACGAUCUUGAGAUAGAGCUAUUCGGCACACCUCCCAACCGCCCUUCCACACCGCCUCCCAAGACCGCAUCCUCUGGAGUGUUCAAGACGCCUACACGCCCGACGCCGAGUCAUCGCCCCAUUACUCGGAGCAUUUCGCGAUCGAUUCGGACCGUCAGGACGGUAGCAAAGUCGCCUGACCAAAUAUUUGGCCAGCUUCACAGAACCCCAUCCAAGACGCCUCGAUCAUCGGCUUCAAACGGCAUGAUUCUCAGCGCGAGCAAGCGAAAGAGCCCUCGAAACACCCACCUCCACGCCCACUUUGCGUUGGAUGACUUGCACAUGGUGCAUAUCGACUCCCCCCUCACAGCGACGCUGAACCAGCUGCUCAGCGAAGCCAACGACUUCACCGCCGGAUCGCCGUCCCACGGACUCGUGGAUAUCGAUCUCAGCAGCCUGCCGAACCUGGACAGCGAUGGCAUCCACCUCGGCGGCCCCGGCGCCCUGGACUUUGGCAACUACCUCAGCACCGACAUGAUCAUGCCCAGCUCGCCGCCGCUGCUUAAGAACCACGGCGGUCUGAACUUUGGGGGCUCGUUGGCGGGGUUCUCGGGUGCUAGCGCUGACGACAUGUGGGCCGAAUUCAUUGCCAAUAAGAUUGACAAGGACACUUCUUGCCUGGACGAAUCCACCGAGUCGUGAAGCAUCGUGUCGCUGAAUGCGCACCUUGCUUUACGUUUUGCCUUGCCGCAUCGUACCAGCCAGCAUACGGAGUGUCUUGGCGUUGUUGUUCGCUAGCCACAGAGCCGGCAGACCCCUAUAUCCUAUUCUCGACUGCGACUCGCAUUUUUCAGAUGGCGGGUUUAUUAUUAUUAUUAUUAUUAUUACUUGCUGGGUUUAUUUUUAUU
Messenger RNA from Lasiosphaeria miniovina, 4549 nucleotides. RefSeq lists its product as uncharacterized. Bases 270 to 4343 code for a protein of 1357 amino acids. Gene Ontology annotation, molecular function: zinc ion binding; sequence-specific DNA binding. NCBI's taxonomy places the organism in Eukaryota, Fungi, Ascomycota, Sordariomycetes, Sordariales, Lasiosphaeriaceae. The transcript is spliced from 3 exons. The record is from RefSeq and is a predicted model, not a curated record. Gene Ontology annotation, biological process: rDNA heterochromatin formation; silent mating-type cassette heterochromatin formation; regulation of transcription by RNA polymerase II.